UUGUGUAAAUAUAUUAUAACUUUUUAAAGUAUUUUAAAAAUAUAAAAGUAGAUAAUAAUGAAAUAUAUAAUUUCUUAUUAUUUGUAAAUCCAACAAGCGGAGGAAAUCAAGCAUCGGAUUUUUUAAAAUUAGAUGCUGAAAAAAUAAAAUUCCAAAUUUUAAAAAAUGAGUAAAACAUUGAAGUGAAUACUUAUUUCUUUAAUUUAAAAAAUGCUCAAAAUAAAGAAACUGGUUUCAAAAUAUUAAAAUCUUUAGAAAAUAAAUAAAAAGAAAAAACAAGAGUUAUUGUAUGCGGAGGAGAUGGUACUGUUAUGUGGGUUUUAUUAGAAAUGUUAUAAUAUUAAUGUGAUACAAAUUAAUUUCCUAUUGGAAUUGUUCCUUUUGGGACAGGAAAUGAUUUCGCACGUGUUUUAGGAUGGGGAGGUAAUAUUUCAAAUAAUUUUAUAGGAGAAAAUUUAAAUGGAUUGAAAAGAUUAAUAAAAAAAUGGAUCUCAUCAAAAAUAAGUUUAUUUGAUAUAUGGGAAGUUGAAUUUUAAACAUAAGAUAAUGGAUAUUUCGAAAAAAUCGAAUAUGUGAAUGAAAAAGCAACAAAAAUAAAGAUGUUAGAUAAAAACGGAUAAAUAAUAAAAUCAAUAAAAAAACCGAUGUCUAAUUAUUUUAGUAUAGGAAUAGAUGCAAGAAUAGGUUUUGGAUUUGAUAAAAAUAGGACUUAAUCCGCUUUUAUAAAUAAAGCUAUUUAUUGUUGUGAAGCCUUUAAGAAAUUAUUUAUAAAAACAAAUAGGAUUAAUUAAGUUUUGGAAUCUUUAGAAAUUUUAAAUGAAAAAUAAGGAUUAGAAAAAUAAUUAUUGAAAAAUGAAGAGUAGGAAUAGUCUAAUUAUUAUUUAAAGUGCGACCCAGCCUGUUUACUAAUUUUAAAUAUAGACUCUUAUGCUGGAGGGGUUAGCAAUAUAUGGAAAAGUGGAAGAAAUAAAAUAGGAGUCUAAUAAUUAGAUAAAAGUUAAAUAAAUUAAACUUAAUUUAAAGAAUAGAGUUACGGGGAUGGUAUAGUCGAGUUUAUUUCAUUUGAUUCUUCUCUAAAUUUAGGAUAUGAGAGAUUAUUUAAUGGAAAUGCUAAAAAAAUAGCCUAAGGAUUUGGACCGUUCUUGUUGAAUUUCAAAAAAAUCGAAUCUGAUUUAAUCACUUUCUUUUAAAUUGAUGGCGAAUAUUAUUCUGUUAAUAGACCUAAAUAAGUUAUUUUAAAAAAGUUUGAUUAAUUAUUUAAUGGAUAAAUUAAAGUCUUAGUAAAUUAAGAAUGA
Messenger RNA from Ichthyophthirius multifiliis, 1295 nucleotides. RefSeq lists its product as hypothetical. The record is from RefSeq and is a predicted model, not a curated record. NCBI's taxonomy places the organism in Eukaryota, Ciliophora, Oligohymenophorea, Hymenostomatida. The transcript is spliced from 6 exons. Gene Ontology annotation, molecular function: ATP-dependent diacylglycerol kinase activity.